Molecule: messenger RNA, 5118 nt
Organism: Chroicocephalus ridibundus (black-headed gull)
Lineage: Eukaryota; Metazoa; Chordata; Aves; Charadriiformes; Laridae
Gene: HS3ST4
Product: heparan sulfate-glucosamine 3-sulfotransferase 4
Exons: 2
Coding region: 239-1552 (437 amino acids)
Molecular function (GO): [heparan sulfate]-glucosamine 3-sulfotransferase activity
Source: RefSeq, a predicted model, not a curated record
AAAGUUUAGCAGCAGGAACUCGGGCGGCAACAGUGCGGAGCCGGCGGCACCGGAGCGCAGCCGCGCUGAGCCUAGGCGCCCCGGUGCCCGGCGGGGGCCGGCGGCGACCGUGCCAUGCGGGGCUCCCCCCCGGCGGCGGCGGGGCGGGAGGGCAGCGGCGCCCCAUGCUGCUGGGGCGGCCGGGCGGCGGCUGACACCAUGUGCGCCCGGUGCCCGGGGCGAGGAGCGGGGAGCAGCCAUGUCCCCCCCCGCCCAGCCCGGGGUGCCGGGCGGGCGCGGCUCUAAGGUGCCCCCGGCGCGGAAGCUCCUCUGCAUGUGCAGCCUCUCCCUCUGCCUCACCUACCUGUGCUACAGCCUCAUGGGGGGCACCGGCCCGGGCGCCCUGCGCUCCCCGGCCGCCCUCUCCGGCACGGCGGCCCCGCGCUCCCCCGCCGCGCUCCCCGGCACGGCGGUCCCCGGGGCGCCGCGCUCCCCCGCCGCGCUCCCUGGCACGGCGGCCCCGCGCUCCCCCGCCAGUCCGCCGGGCAGCUCCAGCGCCCCGGCCCCCUCCGCGGCUCCGACUCGGGCCUCCAACAGCAGCCGGGAAGGGGCGGCGGGCGCCUGGCUGCGGACGCCGCUGGCCCCCGGGGAGGUGAUCACGGCGCAGAGCGGAGCUUUCGAGAGGGACCCGCAGGAGUCGAGCACAACGGACGAGGAGCUGAGCCGGGCCGGCAGCCCGGGGAGCCGCGGCGGCGGCGGCAGCACCACGCCGGACUACGGGGAGAAGCGGCUGCCGCAAGCCCUCAUCAUCGGGGUGAAGAAGGGGGGGACGCGGGCGCUGCUGGAGGCCAUCCGGGCGCACCCCGACGUACGCGCCGUGGGCACCGAGCCCCACUUCUUUGACAGGAACUACGAGAAGGGGCUGGAGUGGUACAGGAACGUGAUGCCCAAGACGCUGGACGGCCAGAUCACCAUGGAGAAGACGCCCAGCUACUUCGUCACCAAUGAGGCCCCCAGGCGCAUUCACUCCAUGGCUAAGGACACAAAGCUGAUCGUGGUGGUGAGGAACCCGGUCACCCGGGCCAUCUCGGACUACACGCAGACGCUCUCCAAGAAGCCGGAGAUCCCCACUUUCGAGGUGCUGGCCUUCAAGAACCGGACCCUAGGGCUGAUCGAUGCCUCCUGGAGCGCGAUCCGCAUUGGGAUCUACGCGCUGCACUUGGAGAACUGGCUCCAGUACUUCCCCCUCUCCCAAAUCCUUUUUGUCAGUGGCGAGAGGCUCAUCACUGACCCGGCCGGGGAAAUGGCCAAGGUCCAGGACUUCUUAGGCCUCAAGAGGAUUGUGACAGAGAAACAUUUUUACUUUAAUAAAACCAAGGGGUUCCCCUGUCUAAAGAAGCCAGAGGACAGCAGUGCUCCCCGGUGCUUGGGCAAGUCCAAGGGUCGAACUCACCCCAAAAUAGACCCAGAUGUCAUCCACAGACUGCGGAAGUUUUACAAACCGUUCAAUGUCAUGUUUUACCAAAUGACGGGCCAAGAUUUCCAGUGGGAGCAGGAAGAAAGUGAUAAGUAGAACCACGAAAUCAGGAAAAAAGCUCUUUUCUUUUGAGAUGCAAAUCAUUGUUAGAGACCCAAAACUCACGCGGGGCUAGAGGCUCAGCCAUGCGAGCGCAAGCACCUUGCGCUGUCAGGGUUGCAGCCAAAGCUGCCCUGCCUUUCCGGCUCCGAAACCUUAGUGACACGUCACCUUGGGUUGCACUCCCCCUGUGACGCUGAGGGAUCAGGGGGCAGGUGGGAGGAGGAGAAAGUGGAGGGAGAGGGGCUCCUCGGGGCGAUGGGAUGCUUCAUGUUGUUCACUGCUGGUGUCCCCCUCGCAGCCAGGCAGGCAUGACCAGGACCUCCUGCCAUGGCUAGCUGAGGAGGGUGGCUCACAGAACCCAGCAGCACUGGGACAAACCAACAGAUUUGAUUUCUCCUGCCCUGGCUUUUAGUUUUGCCCAAACAGCAGCAUCAGACAUGGUAAAUUCAGGACACGUGCAUUCACAUGCACGCUGGUAUUUGUGUGUGGAAGGAAUAAAGCCAGUUAUGCUGCAAAGGAACUAUGUAUAGAAACUUCAUUUGCACCAGAUGUUUCAAUUACUUGUUGCACUAAAACUAGUAUUUACCAAGUGCCACAAAACACCUGGGCCAGAUUCUCCCCCAACAGAUGGGUAUGACACCGCUGUUGGAAGAGAGUUGUUCCUGCUUUACUGGGAUGCUCAGUGAGACCGGAGCCCCCCUGCUCCUCCUGGAAGCUGUACCGAAGACCCUUCCCAGGCACCCGCUCGGACCGAGCCGGGUUCUCUCUGCCCAUUCGGGCUGCCGAGGCGCAGUGCAGAGCCAUGCGUGCCCGGCAGCGCAUCCCGGCAAGGCCGUGCCAUUCCCUGCUCUGGGCUUUGGAGCCGGGCAUUCCUGGUGGGAACCGAGGGGGUGACUGCAGGGCAGGGGCAUGGAGGGGGGGGGACAGCCCCAGCCUAGGGUUUGGGCAGGGCUGACCCCUGGCACUGCCCUUCAUUUGCACCUUGAAAACAAGAUCUCUGCUGCUUGCUGUUGGCGGCUGGGUGAGCAAACUGGGGAAGCAGCCUUCAUCUUUACUUCAGAAUUACAAAAAAGCAAUUAAUUCCCAGGGUGAGCACUGCUCUGCACAAAAAAAAUGUGCGCUUUCUAGUGGAAAUGACGAAGUCAACCAAAUUUGCAAAUCCUGGUGAAACUGUAGAAGAAACCCAUUGCCCAACUGGAUCCUCCAGCAGUGUGAUGAGAGCUGCAUGCUGGAACCAGCGCAGAGCAGGACAGCAGCUCUUUGACGCAGCUGCACCAAUUCCAGCUCCGUAACUGAGAGAAAAACAGUAAGAGAGGGAACAAAAGGAAAAAAUACCGUUGCUGAAAUGUUCCCUUCGCACGGGCGAUUUCUAAGGGCACUCGAAUAUUGCUGGGCGCUGUCUUUGUUUUAAUGAGAGGUAAGGACGCCUCCCAGGUGGAGCGUAGCUGUGUGAGAGUCCCCUGUCCCCUUUCGGGUGCCAGGUCCCUGGCUGUUGGGAAGCAGCAGAGGUUCAGCGUGGGAUCGUUCUGGGAGGACCAAGACUCAGUUUUGAUCGAGGAAUCCCUACUGAUCCAGCUAACCGAGUGAAAUCGCCGUUAGGUUUGGUAAGAAGCUGAACAUGCUCCGGGUUUCACGGCCUCUCCUGUGGUUCCUUACACCGUGGAGUGGUGCUGGUGCCUUGGAUUGGAUGAAAGAAGAGCUGAAGCCAUUUGGAAAAUUUACACCGCGGGCCAUGCGGGGGGGGGCACCGCAAGGUCCCUGCUAACGCCGUGUCAGUUCCUAUUAGCCUGAUUAGAUUUAAAAACAGCUCCUGACAUAACACGGUUUUUCACAGACCCACAAAUCCCAAAAUUAUUACAUGAAAAUUGGAAGCAUGUAAUAGGAAUAAUUUUACAGUGUUUCACACGUUAUUAAAGUGUCAGAUCGGCUCCUAAGCGAAAACUCUUGUUAUACAAUUUGGUGCAAGCUGCUUGAUGGAUUCAGUUGGAGGAUGAGGGGCUCACUGAGUCCCAGUGUCCAGGCUCCUCACCGACGGGAUAUCCAGAAUUUUUUCCCUGUUCCCAGCGUGCUGCAGCCCCAACACCAUGGCGGGCUGGCCCUGACGGUGCUGAGUGGAGCCUGCCAGUGGACACGGUGGGACUGGUGGCCCUGGCUGCCUGCUGGAGGGGCUUGGCUGCGGGGGGAUGCCAUCCCAGCUCGUGGCAUCGCCGGGACCUGGGAGGUUGGCAGCUGUGUGUGACCGUGGUUGUUAACGGUUCUCAGCAUGGCACCGUGCAUCACCUCCACGGCCAAAGCUUGGACUCUCGCAGCCACCAUCCACAGCUUAACCAGGAGCAGUAUCUCCAAGCAAGGUCUCCUUGAGCUUGAAAGAGUCCCUCAAAACCUCCAUCUCCACCCAGCAAGUGUCCCUGCACACCCCAGCCCCUGCUUGGUCUGGUCUCAGCACUGCCCCAUGUCUCCCUGGGUAUCUCCAGCCACCUUCUCCCAGGAAGAGCCUCUGGUGUCCGACUGCCAUCAAGCCACCUCUUCUCAUCAUGCCCACUGCUGUAAGGACAGGAGAUCCGAAAACGCAUCUUUGAGAAUUACAACGCAAUGAAGCACCUCGUUAGGGAAGUCGCUGUGUGCGGCUGGGAAGGAGCGUCUAUCCUGCACUGGGAUGAAGCCGAGUCAUGCCUGGGGCUCAGUCCUGCAGCUGGAAGCAGGCCCUGGAGAAGGGCUCCCAGGGGAGGAGUCCCAGAGCUGGGCACAGCCAGCCCUGGCCCCCCCGGCCCCCCAGGAGGGGCCACCCCAUGGUUUACAGAAGCAGGGCUGGCCACCGGAGAUGCUGGGCCUGACUCUUGCUCCCAUUCUUUCUGCCAUAUAUUCAGAGGUUUAUUUUUUAUAUCGGCUGCAAUCUCUGUCUGGGACAGGAGAAGAUGCCCCGCUCCUCCGCCCUGAGCGUCUGCCCCGCAGACACCCACCCGCCCCGCUGCACGCCCCCGCAGUGCCACCAUCCCCUUCCCAGCGCUGGGAGAGAGCAGGGACACACCAGCCACCUUGGGGGGGGGGAGGGAGGAGCUGGGGACACAGGCAGCAUGGGGGGGGUGUCCUCUUGGGGGGGUUAUUUUUUUUUUCUGAAAUGCACCCCGUGUCUGCUGUGCUAAUGCAGGGGCUUGGCAGGGGAAUUAUUUUCUAUCUAUCUGGCCGGAGAGUGGCCUGCCAAACGAGAAGGAGUCAGGUUAAUAACACUUUUUUUUUUUUUAACUAUUCAAAUGUCCGCAUUAGAAUACACAGGAAAUUGAAUUUUGUAUUUGAUUUCAAUUAGCAAAGCAUAAAUUAUAUUUAAUUUUAUACACAGACUGGGUGAUUCAUUGUUCUGGAAAAGCUGGUACUUUAUGGUUCAGAGACUGGAAAUGGAGAGUUAGUCUUUUCUGAAACCAAACUGCUGUGCUGUCGCCUUCUCCCAAACGCGUCUCUGUCUGUCGGUGUCACUCUGUACCUGAACAAUAUGAAAAUCCUGAACUGAACACUUGAACCCACAGCACUAAACAAUAAAACGUUGUAGCAGCCGCAUUUCUCUG